Molecule: messenger RNA, 13320 nt
Organism: Podarcis lilfordi (Lilford's wall lizard)
Lineage: Eukaryota; Metazoa; Chordata; Lepidosauria; Squamata; Lacertidae
Source: the annotation of a GenBank genome assembly
GGCGUCAGGACUGCUGGGUACCGGAUGUGGUUCCCCGGGCAUAGCGAAGGGUCCGGCGGAGCGUGGUUGCCAUGGUUGCCGCCAUGGAAAGGGAGGCGGAGGCCUAGUCGAGUAGGGAAAACGGGCCGCCCUCUGACCCGAAGGUUACGGGCUCGGGUGUAAAGAGAGUCCAUUCGGGUAGGUAGAGGGGAGGGAGGACUCUUGGAUCCGCGGCCACGGGGGUGUUGAGUCGGUGGGGGCCACGUAGGGAGGAGGAGAGCUGGGAGCCAGGACUCCUGGGUUCAUCAGGGGAGGGAGCGGCUGGACUUGGUCGUCUUUCUGGUCCAAGGCGGCGGGGUCGAUAUAGGGGGUCAGCUGGGGUCUCCUGGGUUCAUCAGGGAAUGGCCAAGCAUAUGGAAGAACAAGCCUUGUUGUUAUUAUUACACGGUAGACCAGGUAACUUCAAGAAUGUGAAACUUAACCGGAUGUGCAUUUCCCCCUUCUUGAACCCUCGCCUUGAUCUCGUGCCCUUUCCUCUUGUGUCAAAUUCACAAUCGUAAGCUUCUCAGCACCGACGCCCAUUGCUAUUCUGUAAAAACACCACGUGUGGUGUUUUGUGUGGGGUGCAUUAAAAAAACCAAAACCAUUGUGCGGAUGUGUUGUCAGUGUUAAUGAGGUUUACAGACUUGCACAGUAAAAGAUUAAAAGGAGCAGGGGAUUUAUUUUCUACAAGAGGUGUUCAAGCAAGCAGUCUCCACUUCCUACCUCCAACACAGUUCAGGAAAAGCAUUAGUACUUGAAUCUGCUGAAUGUGUAUAUUGGCUCUCACGGUGGAUUAGCUGUAAAAAUGUGAAUACCCCAUGCAGAGACUGGGGGGAUUCUUUUGUUCAUCUUAUCCUUGCCUUCACAUCUCUAGCCAUUACGACCACAGUAAAAUGUCCAUUUGUGCUUGUGCUGACUUGUGUGGAUACAUUCUUGUCUUACAGAGGGCCAGACAGAUAUAUUCCUGCAAGAUGACCCAGGCAGAAAUCAAGCUCUCUUCCCUCUUGCUCUCUGAACAUUUUGGUGAGAUCGUAGAAAAGAUUGGGACGCACCUCAUUCGCAUGGGUAGCCAGCCAUUACGGAUGAUAGCUCAUGACACUGGGAUGUCACUUGACCAGGUAUGCGUAGUGGUAGAUGGCACUGAUGCAGAAGAAAGGCUGUUACAUGAAUAAUGGCUUUGCACUAGAGAACCAUAGAGUUUUGGCCUUAAGUCAGGGAGACCCAGGUUCAAAUCCCUGCUUGGCCAUGAAGGUCCCUGCAUGACUUAAGGCCUGUUAACUUCUUCCACCUCAGAGGGGUGUUGUAAGUGGGCAAAGGGGUGCAUUAUAAAUACUGCUGUUCCUGGCAAAGGAUUUCUCUGGAUGAUCCAUAAGGUUCAUUCUGACUCUUUGAAUCCUUUUCACACUGUUUUGCUCAAAAUUGAAUGCUGUGCUCUGGACUGGGGUUGGGUAGGGUCUGCAGAUCUCCAUAUAUACACCGUGCUUUUCUCCCAUCUGCACAGGUUCGGAAGGCACUCUGUGUCCUGAUCCAGCACAACUUGGUGACGUAUGAGCUGCAGAAGCGAGGCCUGGUGGAGUAUGAAGCCCAGUGCAGCCGAGUGCUGCGGAUCCUCCGCUACCCCCGCUAUAUCUACACUGCCAAGACCCUUUAUAGUGACACGGGUGAGCUGAUCGUGGAGGAGCUGCUGCUCAAUGGCAAGAUGUCCAUGAGCGCCACAGUGAAGAAGGUGGCUGACCGGCUGACAGAAACAAUGGAAGGUGAGCUGAAUUUAAGGUGGGGCUCAGCCCUGGAAAAGCACUUUUGGGUGGAGCCUGGAACUAAGGUCUGAGUCAAGGGUUUGUUUCCUUUUCUUCAGAUGGUAAAACAAUGGAGUACAGUGAAGUCUCGAGCACGUUUGUACGCCUGGCAGACACCCACUUUGUUCAGAGAUGCCCAUCAGUCCCUGAAGGUCCAGAGCCUUCUGAUGGCCCACCUCCUCCUGUGCCCACAUUGCAGCUUAACGAAAAGGAUAUGUAUGUGGUUCCAAAACUGAAUCUCAUAGGUGAGGAAACAACUCGGAGGCCCCAUGAUCAUUUCAUUAAUCCUUGUAAAACUGCAUCGUCAUAGAUGAUGUGCAGCAUUGGCUGGCGACUGGUAAGCAAUGUCUCAAAGCUAUUUUCCUAAACAGCAAAGAUGUCUAGGCUCAGCAAAGCUCAUUUCAGGUGGUUUCAGGAGAGAAAGGAAAUGGUGGUCCUGUCUACAGUUGGUUUUAUGCCAUCUUAAUUCAUCCCCUUGCCGCCGCCACCCAAAAAGAAACCCUUGGGAAUUGUAGCUUGUGAUGCUGAAAAGUGUUUGUCCUUGCUUUUCUCUCCUCACACCCUUUCAAACCACAAUUCUUGGGUUCCCAAUGAUAAUGGUUUGAUUGUUAAAUCAUAUGAAAACAUCUGUGGAUUUGCCCUGAGAGAAAUAGAUAGCGUAUCAUGCUUACAAAGCAUGAUCAUUGAUGGAAGAUGAAGGCUGAGCAGCUAUAAAAAGGUGGGCUUUGGCAGACUGCACCCUUAUUGCUACUCAAAGUGCAGACCUUUCUUUUGGCCAUCAGGGAAGGGGAAGAGGAGGCACUCCGACAACGGCCAAGACAAUGGAGAACGCAAAGCGAAACGACAAAAGCAGGAGGCAGACAACAAUGAGGUAAAGAGGCAGCUGAGCUGGGUAGUGCAUCCCUUCAUGAACGGGUACUGGAAAUUUAGCUUUCUCCAUCACCUUGAAAGGAAGAGCAAAUCUCCCAUUGGUUUUAAUCAUAGCAUCAUAGAAUUGUACAGUUGGAAAGGACCACGAGGGUCACCUAGUCCAACCCCUUGCAAUGUAGGAAUCUUUAGCCAAACAUGGGGCUCAAGCCCACGACCCUGAAAUUAAGAGCCUCGUGCUCUACUGACUGUAAUAUCUAAAUGAUGGGUUUGGAGGAGGUGAGCAGUCUUAAUAUAUAUUGUGAGGCAGAACAGGGGGGGUGGACGUGUGGUGCCUUGGCAGUAGUUGGAGGGUAGAUCCUACCCACGUUUAGGGCAUGAUAAGGCUUGAUUUCAUGGCAGGGUGUGCCCCAUGUAAAUUAAGAGUAACACUAACAUCAUUUGAGGUUGUAAUCAACGUAAGUUCAAUUCAGAAUAGACCUAUUGAGAAUAAUGGACCUAAGUUACUCAUGUUCAUUAAUGUAUCUACUCAAAGUAGGACUAUCAUUGGUUGCAACCCUUGGUUUUAUUACCUUUAGCACCGAAAGUGUACUGCAGUUGUCCUGGUUAUUUCAUUUAUUUCUUUAUCUCUCCCCACCCCCACCCCAAGUCUUGUCUUGCUGGUCAUUAUAGCUGUGCAGAUCAGCUCAAUGGCAUGUGGGCUUUGUCUCCUGAAGCCAUAGAGGAAGCAGCCAACAUGAUUUUUCCCUCCCAGUGCAGCGAAAGGAAUCGUGGAUUUACUUGUUUUUAAAGCAAAAUAAAUCAUGCAAAUGAAGUUUCUGCACACUUGCUCUAUUAGCAUAAUAUAUGCAAGUUGCAGGAUUUAGUGUUUGUGGUGACAGAAUUUUGGUUGGAGUAUGCUAGGGGUACAAGUAGCACACCCAGUAGUGCAAUUUGAUACACAGGGUAACACCUGCUUCCCGCUUUCUCCCAAUCAACACUUCUCAGUCUCCAUCAGAUGAUGGAAUCUACUGGCAAGUCAACAUUGACCGUUUCCACCAGCACUUCCGAGAUCAAGCCAUUGUCAGCGCUGUGGCCAACAGAAUGGACCAGGUGUGUUGCUUUCCUUCUUGUGGGGGGUCUAUGUCAUUAGACUAAUAUAUGGUGUAGCCACAUUUGGGAUACUGUGUACAGUUCUGGUUGCCCCACCUCAGAAAGGAUAUUCUAGAGAUAGAAAAGUUUCAGAAACGGGCAGCCAAAAUGAUGAAGGGGAUAGAGUGACCCUUCUAUGAAGAAGGGUUGUAGCAUUGGAGAAUUUCUCGUUUAGAGAACAGGCGAGUAAGAGGAGACCCGAUAGAAGUUUAUAAAAUUAUGCAUGGCAUGGAGAAAGUGGACAGAGAAAAGUUAUACACCCUCUUGCAUAAAACCAGAACUUGUGGGCAUCCAGUGAAGCUGAAUGUUGGAAGUUUCAGGGCAGAUAAAAGAAAACACUUCUUAAUGUGGCACAUAGUUAAAUUGUAGAACAUGGGUCAGCACACUAAGGCCUGCGGGCCAGAUCAGGCCCAAUUGCCUUCUAAAUCCAGCCUGCGGACGGUCCGGGAAUCGCCGCGUGGAUUGCCAUUGCGCAUGCUUUUCCCUCUCCCUCAUACCUGCUUCUCCUUGCCCUGCCUAGAGGAGGAAGGGGGCUGGGCUUUGUUGGUGCCAGCCCCUCUCCGGAGUCGUGUGCCGCUCAUCGUGCCACCAGCCCCUGCCGCUUGCAAGACACAGGAGCCGCGGUUGGCUGAGUGCCCCUCUCGAAUGGCCGCUAUUUAAAGCAGCCCCUCUCUGAAGCCCUUUCAUGUGCCACUCAUCGUCCCUCAUUCAUUCUCCCCCUCCCCCAAUAUAGUCUGGCCCCCCACAAGGUCUGAGGGACAGUGUACCAGCCCCCUGCUGUAGAACUUGCCCACACAGGAGGCAGUUAUGGCCAUUGGAUGGCUUUAAAAGAGGAUUAGAACAAUUCAUGGAGGAAAGGGCUAUCAAUGACAACUAGCCAUGAUGGUUAUUCUCUGCCUCAAUACUCGGAGACAGUAAUACUCCUGAAUACCCAUUGCUGGAAACCACAGUAGGGGAGAGAGCUCUUGUGCUCGGGUCCUGCUUGUGGAUUUUCUGGGUGGCCACCAUGAGAACAGCAUGCUGGACUGGAAGGGCCACUGGGCUCAUCCAGCAGGCUUGUCAUACAGUAAGUCCUUACGUUCUUACUGGAGGCUGUUUCCUCUGCUUUGGCAUUUCCUCCCCUGGCCAGUUUUUAGUUUAUCAAAGAAGAGUUUUAGCUUUUCCCUUUUCCUUGGCAUACUGGUUUUCUACGUGCAGGGAUUUAUUACUUGAUUUUGGUAUGGCAGAGCUUUUUAAUCAUGCAAGCUCCCACCUACAUUUUACAGUCUAUGCACAAAACAAGGACUUCCCUAAGAGUUCUGCCUCUGUCUCCUCCCUUUCCGACAGACCAGCAGUGAAAUUGUGCGGACGAUGCUGCGAAUGAGUGAAGUCACAACCUCUUCCAACGCGCCGUACACCAUGCCCCUGUCUUCCAACGAGGUGAGCAGCUACUUGGGACUUGUUGACAGAUGUGUAUGAAAGCAUGUGUGUAAGGCACGUGUUCAGUGUACGUGUGGAGUGUGUGGGCAUGUGUGCUCUGUGUACUUGUGGGGUGGCCCUGCCUUCCAGCUCUGACCUUGAUCCCUUUUUGCCACACCCACUUUCAUUUGGGUCCCUCCCACCAUUGGUGUGCAGUUCCUGGAAGGAUGGCACCAGAGGCAAGGCAGCCCUUGCCCUAAAGAGGUCACUGACCCCCUGUAAUAAACCCCUCUAAUAGAGUGGCUCAUGCCUGCCAUGACUGGAGGUUCAGUCAGGAUUUCAUUGCUGUCCUUUCCCCAGGUCGGAGUAGCUACUAGAGAGGGGAUGGCUCGUUUUUGCCAGGGGCACAUGGCUUGCCUUGGUAUGUGAUAUUGUUAUUUAUUUAUAUGCCAUCUUUCAGCCAAAAAAAGGCCCCCAGAACAGCUCAUAAAAAAUUACAAAUGCAAAUACAAACAUAUCAGCGCAAAUACAAUACAAAUCGUACUGAAUCUUAACAUCUCAAAAGGAUAUAAUGCAUUCAUUUUCCUGCCAAAAGAGCAACAGAUUAUGCCCCACAAAACAUUAAGAGAGAGCAGGAGAGAGCUUUUGUGAGUUGUUUGGCAUUUCUUUCUUCGUUUUAUGUAAUCGUAGAGCUGGAAGAUGACCUUGGGGAGGUAAUCUAGCCUAACCCUCUGCUCAGUGAUGGGAUCUUCCAGCAACUGCACACCUGGCAGAUGGCUGCCCAGCUUCUGCUUAAAAACAACAACCCAGCAGCACAGAGCCUGUGCCUCCCAAGAAAGGCUGUUCUCUUGCCUAAUAGCUCUUACUGUUAGGAGAUUUUGUCAAAAUCUGCUUCCCUUCAGUUCCUGGCUCUAUUUCUCAUUUUUCCCUUUGAAGUAUCAAAGAGCUAGCCUGCUCCACCAACAACAUGACAGCCCUUCAGAUAUUUCAAGCCUGGUAUCAUGUCUUCAUCCUGUCUCCCCCCCCCCCCUUUUUAAUUUUUUCCAGGCUAAAUAUACUCCACGUUUUCCACUGGUUUUCAUAGGACUUCUAUACUACUUGUUCUGGAAUAAUGGUAUUAUAGAUUAAUGGCUGUAUAUUUAUGCACACUGUUAUAUAGGUUUAGAAAAUAAAGCUGUAAAAAGUAAAUAAAAUGUAUAGAUCAAAUAAAAAGAGACUUUAAAACCAUAACUAUAACUGUGACAGAGUGCAAUGCAGAGGUUCUAUAUCAAUACUAAGAAAUAAUUAUGGAGAGAUGGGUCAGAGUUUACAUCAGAACUUACAUCAGCUUAGGAGCCAUCCGCAACAACAACAAAUCAAUUGGUUAGGGAAGGGGACAGUCUGAAACGUGUCUAGGCCAGGCAAGAGGAGAAUUCUUCAAGGGGAAGGCAAAUAUCCCCUCUAUAGCUAACAUGAGUCAUUUCAGGUUUGUGUAAUACACUUUUGUUGGUUAUGAAGGUUAUAAAUGGAAACCACACUAUUCAUUAAAAUACAUUGUUCUGUAAAGAACCUCUUGUAGGUCAUCCGCUCUCUGGUUAUGUUCAGUAAUAGUUUAAAGUCUGUAAGAAGUCACAGGAUAGCUACAACACUGGACUUCUGAUUUGUUUUUUUAAAGAUAUUCCGGUCGCUUCCGGCUGGUUACAACAUCUCCAAACAGAUUCUCGAUCAGUACCUCACUCUAUUAGCAGAUGAUCCGGUAAGAAAGUCCUCUUCUGGAUUAUUAUUCUCAUUUGGAACAGUGCCUUUGAAAUGGCAUGCUCUUUUUCUUUUCUUUUUUACUUCCUUUUUCUGAUAAUAAAACCUUGUCUGGUUCAAUCCUUUAAUCUCCCCACAGCUGGAGUUUGUUGGCAAGUCGGGGGAGAGUGGCGGAGGAAUGUACGUCAUCAGUAUCCUUUUUGACUUGGCUGUAUCAUGAGGACUGGUUUCGUGUUUGAGGGCAAGCUGUGCUAGUUGUUAGGAGGGUGUGCCUGCACUUCUAUCCUGAACACGUGUACUUGUGUACAUGAAGAGCACAUUCCAGCCCGCCCAUUGUGGGGUGCCAGCUGCUACACGGGCUCAGCUCAGCCAACCUGGGGGAGAUGCAGCAGAAGCCAGAGAUAGCAGCUCACUUACCUAGCAAAUGGAUUGUGGGGCCCAGAGGAAGAGAGAACAGGUAGAGGGGGGGCAGGAGCCAAAGCAGCCCACAGGAGCUCCUUCACAGUGCUGAUCCCAGCUGCGGCACUAGGGCAAAGAGCAACCAAUCCUUGGACCCUGCACAGCCCACCUGUUCUUCACCUCAGCCACCGAAUGCCUUAAAGAGAUGCUUCUCUCACGUCUCUUAAAGAGGGACUGGUGAAUUUUAAGGAACCUGUUACAGCCUAGACCUUGGAGCAGCCAAUGUCCUCUCAAGUGAGGAAAGAACCAAGGGAAAGGUUGGUUCUCUGCUCUUCUCUUCUCCCUACCCCACAUUUUCUCACUCAGUUUAUCCAAAGAGAAAAACUGAGAGAAAAUGGCCAGGGGCAAAACAAGCUGGGCCUGCAUGGUCAGAGGCAGCAGUGCUUCUGAAUAAAAGUUGCUGGAAACGGCAAGAGGAGAGUGUGCUCUUGGGCUCAGGUCCGGCUUGCAGGUUUCCCACAGGCAUCUGGUUGGCCACUGGAUGGAGCAUCACUGUCUCUGGCCAUUUUGGCUUGUAGCCAUUGAUGGCCUUGUUGUCCUCUAUGAAUUUGCCCAUCCAAGUCAGUGGCCAUCAUUGCCUCCUGUGGGAGCCAUAGUUUAACCAUUUGCUGCAUGAAGAUGGACUUUUCCUUUAUCUGUCCUGAAUCUUGCAGGUUAGCAGGUGGCCCUGAUGUGUCUUCGCAUCAUCGGAGAGCCUAGAAGGUGCCUCCCAAGUUAACCACCCAAACUGAAACUCCCGUCAGUCAGUUAGAAGGAGGUGAGGGGCAAACCACUUGUUGCGUACUAAAAUUGAACUCUCUCUGACAUUUUCCCCUAACCUUCCCUCAAACAGACCUUCAUAAGGCCCUGGCGUCUCUGGCCACCGCAACGCUGGAAUCAAUAGUUCAGGAAAGGUAAUGGGGAGCCUGCCUGUUUGGAGAUGCAGGAGUUGAAAACUUGCUUUGAGUCAAGAUAGCAGGCAUGUCAGAGCUCAUUGGCUUAAUGUAUUUGCAGUGUUAUCUUGCAUGCAGGCCUGCCUCAAGCCAGAAAUGUAACAAGAGGCCGGCUCCUUGUGCCUGCUGCAGACAUCUUUAGUCGCAGUGGUAAAAGCAAUGUGCUAUUUCCUCCUGCCAGCAGGGUGCAACCAAAACAUCCCAUUCAUUUGUUUCAUAAGAAUUACGGUAUAUACAGAUUGAUUGUUUUAAAGCAAGCUCGAGGCGGUUUACGAAAAGAAUAAGCUUAUCGGUAAAAGCAGUUUAAAAACAAUGAUUUAAAUUAAUUAAAAAACAUUAAGAUAAAAACAGACUAAAAUGCACAUGACAUUCUGCAUCUCUGGGUAGGCUUGUCUAAACAAAAAUGGGUUUGGCAAACACCAAACAGAGUACAGUGAAAUUGCCUGCCUGAUGUUAAUAGGCAGAGAGUUCCAAAGUGGGUGCUGCCACACUAAAAGAUUGAUUUCUUACAGAUGAGGAAUGGUAUUAUGUGGCACCUAUACUGGUGCUAGUUUCACAGACCAAAGCGGUCAUGUGGGCAUACAUGGGGUACAGCGAUCUCACAGGUAAACUGGUCCUGAGUUGUUGUUUUUUUCCUUUACAUGCAAACAAACCAUAUAAACUUAGUACAUGUUUUUAUAUUGACUUACAAUAAAAAGACUCGUUUCUUAAGAGAAUGUCUCCCUAGGUUUCCUGUGUGUUGAUGGUGGUAUAAAAAUUGUCUUAUCUGAUUUUUAUUUUUGUUCAACGUUUUACAUUAGCUUCUCAGCCAAGCCUGUUUGCCAUACAUUUGUAGACCAUCUGGUUAAUGAUAACUCAAGGACAGUUUUCCAAUGUCAAGCAGCAACUAUAAAAAUGUUGAUAAGCAGAGCACAGAUCAGGCUGUCAAUGACUGACAGCAAUGCUAACCGUGGACUGUACUGAAUUUGUUGACCUUUUAUCUUAAUGGUUUCCUAGUAGAGAAAACAUAGUUUUGAAUAAACUGCUUAUUUCUUUUCUAGUAAAGAAAAUCAUUCUGAGCUCUUUGUAUCUCAGUAAUACCUUGAAGUGCUUAUAGCCAUUGAGUCCCAAUGAUGGAAUAAACUAGGCGCAGUUAGAGCUCUACACGUCUUUCAGCCUUUGACAACUUGGUACCCUCCAGAUGUUUUGGACUCCCUGCAUCCAUCAGUUAGAAGCCAAACUGAGAAGCCUGAUGCUGCGUUGCAUGAUGCAUUCAGAGAGUGCAAAAAACCAGCCUGUUAUGCCAUUUUAUUUCUCUGAUCUAGAUUCGGGUCUCGUUGCGCUCGCAUCUUCCGCCUGCUCCUGAGGAAGAAGCAUCUGGAACAGAAGCAAAUAGAAGACUUUGCAAUGAUCCCUGCCAAGGAAGCAAAGGAAAUGAUGUACAAAAUGCUAUCAACUAACUUUGUAGCCCUGCAGGUAUGCUCCUUUGCCGGGGGGGGGGGGGGGGGGCUGUCCUGAAUAAUCUAGGUCUGAAAAAUAAAUUAUGCAAAACCAAAGUUCCAUGGAAGACCUGAGCUGCUUGGAUGCAAGUCAAGAUGAGCACUGUGAACUAUCCAGGCCCUGAGGAAAUAAGGUGGAAGCAGAAUUCUUUGCAAGAUUGCAACUCCUGUGCAUACCCUUCUCAACUCCCAGUGUGCUAUUUUCAUCAGCGUGAAAACCAGUUCCUGAGGUUCCGUCACACUCUAGCAUCAUCAAGAAACCAGACGUGUCACAGGGCUGCGCUGAUUAAGGGGUGGGGUUCUACAGGUUGGAGCAAAACCAGUUCUCAGUGCUUCCCAUGGAAUUUUAUGGGGACGAAAACUCAGACACAAGCAUUACGAAGAGCAAGGGAGCCGGGAAAGAGGUGUAGUUAGUACACCCACACCUUGGCCCCUUGUCUAUGGCCUCUAUUCCACUGAAAGGCUCCAUAGAUUCCUAUAUAGAAAAGUUGAAAGUAGUGUGCUUGAGCAUCAACAUCAGAGGCAAAGUUGGUGAUGACAUGAGAGAAAGCCUUUGCUGUGGCCGCUCCCAGAUGGCAGGAUUCCCUCCCGAGAGAGGCUAGACUGGCUCCCUCCUUGUUAGCCUACUGCUGGAAGGUUAAAACCUUGUUUAGAUUGGCCUUUGGAAACCAAGGUGCAGGUGAUGCUGACCACUGGGCUGUCUUUGGGCAAACUGCAUUUUAAUGCUAGGCUUAAAUGUGUUUUUCAUGUGUUUUCAUGUGAAACUUGCUUUCAACUGGUUUGUUUUUAUUGCAUUGUAUAUUAUAAAGGUGUUAUAAGGAUGCCGCCUUGAAUCCCAGCUUGGGAGAAAGGCAGGACAUACUGUAAAUGCAUUAAAUAAAUAAGCAGCACAAGAAGAGCCUGCUAGAUUCGACCAGUGGCCCACCUAGUCCUGCAUCCUGUUCUCACAGUGGCCACCCAGUGGCUAAGGGACUGCAUUGCAAAUCAGGAAUCAUUGGUCUCAAAUCCCAUCACUGCCACUGAACAUGCUCUUUCUCAGCUUCACUCCCCCCACCUGCAAUAUAAUAAUAAUAAAUAAUAAUAAUAAAUUUAUUAUUUAUACCCCACCCAUCCGGCUGGGUUUCCCCAGCCACUCUGGGCGGCUCCCAACAGAUGAAAAACAGAAUAAAACAUCAAACAUUAACAACUUCCCUAAACAGGACUCCCUUCAGAUGUCUUCUAAAAGUCAGAUAGUUGUUUAUUUCCUUGACAACUUUUUUAUUUUAAGUUCAUAUGGUUUCAUGUACUGUUCUUGUGAACCACUUUGAUGUUUUAGUUAUGAAUUACAGUCGUACCUCUGCUUACGUAUCCCUCUGCUUACGUAAACUUUGGGAUAUGUAAGCGACAAACCCGGAAGUAUAUUUCUGGGUUUUUGCCGCACGUGCAUGCACAGAAGCGGUCUCUCCGGUUGUGAAAACCUCGGGAUCCGGCCUCCCAAAGGGAUCCCGUCCACAACCGGAGGUACCACUGUAGAGGUAUAUAAAUAAGUCAGCAUUCCAGUUCUCUUUUCAUUAUUAAGCAAACAUAGUGGGUGUUCUCUCAUUCAAAAACAGGAAAUCCCCAAGACCCCCGAUCAUGCCCCUUCCCGCACUUUCUACCUAUAUACAGUGAACAGGCUCUCAUCUGCGCGGAUGCUGCUCCACCGCUGUUACAAGGUGGGUGUCCUGUGGCUUCACUGCCCUUGCUUUCCUUUAAAAAAAAUAUAUUUUAAACAAAUCUGCUGGGAGAAAUUGGAUUGCAAUAGUCCUUUUCUCUUCCUCCUCCCUUCCAGAGCGUGGCCAACCUGAUAGAAAGACGCCUGCAUGAGACCAAGGAGAACCGGUGAGUGAGUUGUCCUGGGGGGAGGAGGGUGGUUAGGGCAAGAAGUUGGAGCCCUCAAGAUCCACCUCCGCAGGGUCACUCUUCCUCCGUUCGUCACAGCUUUGUGGUGCUGUGUGACAGGUUGCAAAUCUCAGAUUUUCAAAGGCCUGUUAAAAGUAGGAAACUCGCAGAGCUGGACCCCCAAUUCUUCUAUGGGAGUUUGUCUCAGUGGGGCUCACCCCAGGAGGACUUCAUGAAUUCUGCCUUGUGAAGGAGUCUUGGUUCUCUGCCUCGGGCCUUGCCACAUCUUUGGCCAGCCUUAAACUGAAGUGGUGUGGUUCUGUCUGACCCGUGGCUUCUGUCCUGUGCCAGGCGUCUGCUGGAAAAAUCCCAGCGAGUGGAGGCCAUCCUCGCCUCAAUACAGGCCUCAGGGGCAGAGGAGGCACAGCUGCAGGAGAUCGAGGAAAUGAUCACAGCCCCCGAACGGCAGCAGCUGGAGAGCCUCAAGCACAACGUCAACAAGUAAGUGAGGAGGAGCAGAUGGUGGGGAUCAGAGAAGGGACUUUGGACGUCAUCAAGUCCAAGCCAUUUGCUCAGUGUAGGAUCUGACUACAGCGUUCUGGACAGGGGGCUGCUCAGCAGAUCCUCCCUGCUCAGAGUGUGCCCCUCAAUACCUGUUGCUGAGGGACACAUGGAAAGGUGGGAAGGGCUGUUGCCUUUAUGCCUUCCUUGUGGGCUUUUCAGAAGCUGCUGAUUGGACACUACAGGAAAGAGGAAAUUUGGAGGGUAAACACACCCUCAGUCAACCCACCCAGACAGGUGGUUCUUGUGCUGCCCAAAUCAGAGUGCAUGACCUCUGUUGUAUUUAAAGGGUCACUUCUGUGGCCAGAAUUGCCUCUAGGACAUCUGGUGGAAUGACUUCCAUAAAUUUUGAGAGAGUGAGCGUGUCUACUUUUUUCUUCUUAAACCACACCACAGGGCUAAUAAUGUGGAUUUAUCAAAUUGCCCUAUCAAAUUGCUUCUUGGGGAAACUUAAAUGUUUUCUCUCACACACCCCUCCCUGUGUGUAUCUGACAUAUAAGAUCAAUAUUGUCACCUGAUUACUUUUCUUAGUAAAAGUGAUACUCAAGUGUCACAGCAGCUAUCAGGGUAAGGAAGCACACCCCACCUUCUCUCUCUUUCUCACACAAAUGAGAAUAGACCACUUCUAAAAUGUCACUUGCCAUCUGCAGUUUUCAAAGUACUUGGGUUUUUUUAAAAAAAAGUUUAGUUGUUAACUGGUUUUAAUCAAGUACCAUGUUUAGUUUAUUAACAUAUUCUUAACUGAGUAAUCAAAACUGACAUAUAAUGUAGCUGGAAUAAUAUAUAUAUAUAUAUAUUCAUAUUUCUCCCCUUUUAACAAAGGAUUGAUGCAAGUGAGAACCAGGUGGAUGAGACCAUAUUCAUUUUGGAAUCCUAUAUCAACAGCACCAUCAAGAGCUGAACACCCCCAGUGACUACAAGGCAACGGAGAGGGGCUGUCUUCCUCCUCCCUAAGGAGCAAUUCUGUCUCCCCAUCACAAGCCUGGCUCAUGGGCACUGAGUGUUGGGUGUGCUUCAACCACUGCUUGUGACUCUAUUUAUGUCAAUUUUUUACAAAAGGAAAUAAAAAGACAGACCUGUUGA